Tilletiaria anomala UBC 951 is the source of this 2722-nucleotide messenger RNA. Its product is annotated as TRM-domain-containing protein. Gene Ontology annotation, biological process: tRNA N2-guanine methylation. The record is from RefSeq and is a predicted model, not a curated record. Bases 315 to 2648 code for a protein of 777 amino acids. Lineage: Eukaryota; Fungi; Basidiomycota; Exobasidiomycetes; Georgefischeriales; Tilletiariaceae. The transcript is spliced from 3 exons. Gene Ontology annotation, molecular function: RNA binding. Gene Ontology annotation, cellular component: nucleus.
CUUACGAAGGCCGACGCAAUCCCCCACGAUUCCGCGCCGGCCUGCACGUUCUCUGCCUUUGCUUCCAAGCGUGGCCAAGGGCGACGUUCAUGGUGGAAGGUAGCGGGCUAACCCCAGAAUCUCCGCAGGUGCAUGCUUCCGAGGAACACAUGUCGUGAUCUGCGUGGAUGGUCACCCUCUACAGCUAUUGCAAGCGCACCGUUUUUCGAUUUCAUCGCAUUUCAGUCUCCAGGGAGUCGCUCAAGACAGGCCCUCUGCAUUCUACAUUCUUACGCGGCGCACGGACAAGAAAUCUAGCCACAAGUGCACGCAACAUGGCCCCUCCACCUAAACUGCUCACCCCGGCCCAGGUGCUUGCACGCACCGGCAUCACCAUUGCGUCCAACGAGGUGGCCUACCAUGAAGGAGCAGCGGUAAUCGUUUUCCCGGCAAUGUCCACCUCUGCGAUGGCGUCAUUCUCAUCGGCAUCGGUGCUGCCUGGCGAAAGCCCCGGCCAAGGACCUGAUGCCGCAGCAUUCCUUAAUCCUGUUCAAGAGUUUAAUCGUGACCUGUCCAUUGCGGCAAUUAGGACAUGGGAGGCGGAUAUGAAUGCUGAGCGCAAGGAGAAGAGAUUGAGAGGCUGGGCUAAAAAGCGUGCAAAAGGCAAGGGAAAGGCAAAGAAUGGGAAGGACAAACAGCCGGAGACGGGUGAUGCCGAAGUGAAGGGUGCUGCAAGUAUUGCGGACUGUAGUGCGAAGCCUGCAGAUCAUGGAAAGCGAGUGAAGCCUCCGCACAUACCGCCGUAUCGCUUCACCAUUCUAGAGGCGCUCGCUGCCACGGGCCUGCGAAGCAUCAGGUAUGCCAAGGAAAUUGACAACAUUCGAUUUAUUCUUGCAAACGAUUUGUCGGCACCGGCGAUCGAGACCAUGCGACGCAACGUGACGCUCAAUUUCCCACCUGGCGAGGACACGAUCGCGCCAGGCGAACUGGCUGGUGCAGCCAAGGCAGGUGAUGAUGCUGCGGCUUCACUGACCAAAACCUCGCCCACUGCAUCAGUUGAGGAAUCAGCAGCGGAAUCAACGUCACUCAUCCGCAUCAACGAAGGUGACGCCCUCUCAGUCAUGUACCAGCAUCGCACACCAGCGCAUGCCCAGUUCGAUGUGGUCGAUGUAGAUCCAUACGGCUCCGCGUCUAUGUUUCUCGACAGUUCAGUGCAAGCUGUAGCCGACGGAGGCUUGCUGUGCAUUACCUGCACUGACCUCGCUGUCCUCGCUGGCGGACAGUAUCCCGAAAAAGCAUAUACACUGUACGGUGGCAUGUCACUGCGCAGCGAGUACAGCCACGAGAUUGCGCUGCGACUCGUCUUGCAUGCCAUCAGCACCGCCGCCGCCAGGUAUGGACGCUAUAUCCAACCUGUUCUUUCGCUCAGCAUUGACUUCUACGUCCGCGUGUUUGUGCGCGUCUGGACGUCACAAGUCGAGACAAAGCGACUUGCCGCGCAGACCGCCUUGUUGUGGAGCUGUCAGGGUUGUGGUAACAAUGCUACGCUCCCGAUGGGAAGGCGUAAACCCGGUCCCAAGUCGAAAGAUGGCAAAGAUCAGACCAAAUAUAGCAAUGGGGGUGGACCGCCAAUCAGCCCCAGAUGCGACGAGUGCGGGGGCAGCUGGCUGAUGGGUGGGCCGCUCUGGACGGGGCCCUUGCAUGACACUGGCUUUUGCCAUCGCCUCCUGGAUAUCGUGGCAAAAGACCCGAGCAAGUUCAAGACAGCUCCCCGAAUCCGGGGCAUGGUUUCAACAGCGGCGCAAGAGCUCGGAAAUACUAACACGCCACCUCCAGCUGCUAGCACGGAUGCCGGUGUAGCGGAAGGCACAGAUGGCAACAAAGAAGAAGACUCUUUGAUGAGCGAUGCAGCAAGUCCGCUGUUCUUCUUUACGCCCAGUCGGCUGUCUAGCGCUUUUCACUCGCUCUGUCCGCCGCUGUCUGUCUAUGUGAACGCUCUGCUUAAUGCAGGCUACAAGGUCAGCCGCUCGCAUUGCAUGCCUGGAAGUCUCAAGACAGACUGUCCACGUCCGAAACUGUACGACCUGCAGCGCAACUGGCUCAAAGCACAGCAGAUAGCCGAGGCAGGUCGUGCAAACGAGGAAGCAAAGGAGGAAAUGGGUGCUGACCAGGGGUAUGAGAAGGCGCAGGGCGAUGCGGAUAAUAGGAAACGUGGUGGAGGGGCUGCGGACUCAAAUGCAGCUGUAGAUGUGGACGGGUCUCGCAAGCUCAAGCUCUCGAAGCGCAUCCAAAAGAUGAACGCGGCCUCGCCUGCCUUCCGACUCAAUACCAAGCCGAUCACCACCUUUUUUGACAUCAACACGAUACAUCCGGCAGCGCAAAAAAUCCUCGCCGCCGAGCUAGAGUCCACUUCGUACGCAUCUUGCGGGGGCGACGGCGCAGACAAAGACGCAAACGCAACCGGAGAAGAUAAGGCAAAGGGUAGAAAGAAGGAGAAGCUCGUACGGUAUCCGAGCAAUCCGCUGCCGAAUUGGGGUCCAGGCACAGCCGCAAAGACGACAGUUGCACCGCCAAAGGGCAAAGCGUCAAAUGCGGCGAAACGGUCGGCGGAAGGAGUGCAGAAUGGAGAUUCUCUAGCAAACGCAAGCAAGAAGACCAAGUGCGACUGAGGCUGUGACUCAGCUCCCCGCUGCCACGAGUGUUGUAUUAUAAUUGAAGGGUUGAAAGUACCAGGUUAACUGAG